This is a messenger RNA of Brassicogethes aeneus, 6683 nucleotides long. The record is from the annotation of a GenBank genome assembly. Lineage: Eukaryota; Metazoa; Arthropoda; Insecta; Coleoptera; Nitidulidae.
GAAACAUGGCGGCGGUGUACAAGUCGGUCUGUUCAAAAUGCUUUAAAAUUUCGGUGCUGGGUGACUUUUAGGCAUGUAGUGAUCUGUGAGAAUAACUAGUGAACAAAGUGAGCAACUGUUUUUUAAGUGAUACAUGCAAAUUAUUUAUUUAUUAUAGUUUAGUGGCUGCAGUAGGCUUAUUUUCGUUUGGGUGGAUAUCAUAAACAAUUGAGCAAAAUGGUUGUAAGCGAGGAAAGCAUAAACAACAUAAUGAGCGGGAUAGAAAACACAGGCGGUGUCAAACAGAAUAACCACAAAAAGAAAUUACGACAAAGAUUUACAAUAAUAAAGAAGUUAGGACAAGGAACAUUUGGAAAAGUACAAUUAGGUAUUAACAAAGAGACUGGGCAAGAGGUAGCUAUAAAAACGAUAAAAAAAUCAAAAAUUGAAACUGAAGCAGACUUGGUUAGAAUACAGAGGGAAAUACAGAUUAUGUCCAGUGUACAACAUCCCAAUAUUAUACACAUUUAUGAAGUAUUUGAAAACAAGGAAAAGAUGGUGCUAGUAAUGGAAUACGCCGCGGGCGGCGAAUUGUACGAUUAUUUAUCUGCGAGAAAAGUAUUAACAGAAGUUGAAGCGAGGCGAAUAUUUAGGCAAAUAGCCACCGCAUGUUUCUAUUGCCAUAAACACAAGAUUUGCCAUAGAGACUUAAAACUGGAGAACAUUUUGCUCGACGAAAAUAACAAUGCCAAGAUUGCCGACUUCGGCCUUUCAAAUGUUUUUGACGACCAACGACUGCUCAACACUUUCUGUGGUUCCCCAUUAUAUGCCUCCCCCGAAAUUGUCAAAGGAACUCCCUAUCAGGGUCCGGAAGUUGACUGCUGGUCCCUGGGGGUACUUCUUUACACCCUUGUUUAUGGGGCCAUGCCUUUUGAUGGCAGCAACUUUAAGAGACUUGUCAAACAAAUAUCCCAGGGCGAUUAUUUCGAACCUGAGAACCCAAGCCCCGCCUCACCUUUGAUCCGCGAGAUGCUCACCGUAAACCCAAAGAGCAGGGCCGACAUCGAAAAAAUCUGCUCUCAUUGGUGGGUAAACGAAACAUACGACAAUAGCUGUCUUGAAAUAUCUGAAGAACUAGCAAGCCAAACACCAGUGCGGCUUGACUUGCUGCUAAGUCUGGCACCGCCGCCUCCCCAGUUAGAAUCCGACAAGUUAGUGUGCGAGGAGGCGGUAAAAGAGGCCAGCACACCGGCCAGAUCUCACUCCGUUGGAAGCAUCAUGGAUUUGAAUCCUGCGGAAAGAAGGAUUAUCGAAAUGAUACAGGAGGAUAAGGCGACGCCGAAAAGAAAGCUAGCAACGGCGGCUAGCACGGCGCAAAUUGAUAAGGGUAGGAGGGAGAAGAUCGUGAAGGAAAAUACCGUGGCUGAUAUCACGUUGCAUGGUAUCAGGGAGGAUAGUAGUAUGAGUGAAGCGCCACCUAUUGACAGGAGUUUGACUCAGACUUUGUCGAGGGAAAUGGAUGUUGAACAAACUGAGGAGAUUAUUGAUCCUUCUUUGCAAGGUGCUGCCUGUGCUGAGAUUAUCGAAGAGGCUGAGAAGAAAGAGGUUAAAAAACCUUUGAAGAUUAAGAAGACCAUGUCAACUACUGUGAACGAUAAAAUUAUGGAGGAAGUAAUUGAAACGCCCCAAAAGAAGGAAAAUAAGGUAGUGGAUAAAGAAAAUGUCAAGGAAGAUGUGGAAGUUAAAGAAAAACCAGUUAGGGAGGAAGAGAAGGUCGAAGUAAAACCGACUAAAAGAAAAGUCGAGAAGAAAGUUCUGACUGAUAAAGAUGAAAAUUCGAAAUCGCAAACAAGCGAAUCUCAAAUCAGCGAGCCCAAGAAACCCGUAAAACCUAAAGAAAAACCCAGCAGUACUAGCGAAACCGAAUCAAAAUCUGAAGACACUCCUUCAAAACCCGUAGAACGUAGAAAAUCCAGGAUUUUCGAGGCAGCCGAGAAAUUCCAGAACUUGAUUUCGCCCACAGAAACAAAACCUAUCCCCAUAGAAAAACCCAAAAAAAUUCUCAUACCUGGUGUGAGCGUGGACGGUUUCAAAAAGGAGUACGAAAGAAGAACCAGUUUGACAUCAACGUCGCCGCCAAAAGUAAAAUCCGAAGCCCCCGUCAAAAAAAUAAUCGACGUAGAACCCAAACCGGAACCCAAAAAGCAGGAAGAACGCAAAGAAGCAGUGCGCAACGCUGUAAACAUCAUUUCCAGCGCUCUAGACAAAGAGGGAACGAGAAAAUCCAAGUCAAGGCCGUGCAUGAUGCGAAAACCGCCCGUACCUUUCGGCGUAAGCGGUAGAUCAGCAUCCGGCAACAUUGGAACCAUAACCUCACAAUUACAACAACCGCUCGGACCGAAACCGUUCGUGAAAACCGAACCGCGUAAAGUCCCGGAAACACCCGAGCCGCAAGAAGACAAAAAUCAAGUAUCCUCGGCGGAAAUAACGUUGAAGAGUGCAACGUUGCCAAGAAGAAAGACAGCUAAAGCCGAGAUUAAGUUGAAUUAUCCCACACCAAAACCGGCAACUAUGGAGUUUAAGACUGAGAUGGCGCACAACGUGGCAGCCGCGCCUAGGCGUAGCGAGAUGGUGUCGCCCCCUCUGGUUGGAUUCAGGGCGGAUUCUGAGGCUAGGCAGAGUAAGGAGAGGAUUAUUCCGAUUGCGUUUGAGAAAAAUGCGGAAAAAGAGGCCGUUCAGUCGCCGCCGACCAAACCGCCCACUUCAAGGCUGUUCCAAACACAGAAAUCUACCCAAUCACAAAGAUCCGGCAGCUUGUCGCGCCAAUCGACGCAAGAUUCAGACACUGACACGAUCGCAUCCAAUGGCGAACCAAUCAAAAAGAGCCCCAGGGAGUACAUAAUACCGAUUGCGGUCGAAGGUGGCGGUUACGUCACGCCGCGCGCCGGAAGUCUGGAACCCAGUGAAACCGGAAGCACCGCUACAAGCAAAAGCCGCUUCGGAAGAACCGCAAAGCGACUGAACUCAAGAUUGAGUGAUCGGGACUCUGAAGAUGAGUCGCCUUUUACAAAUUUACACCGUCACAGUUCCUUUGGAAAAGACAGUGAUAAUGAAGAUUCUAGAAGUGCUUUCCAUAUGCACAGAUUAAGGAGCUCCAGGCCUAAGAAAUCCACCCUUGAACACAACGACUCCCUCAGUUCUGGUGAAGAAGAUGAUGAUGAAGGUUUCGAAAACUUUACAGCGGAAAAUUUGUUCUCUACACUUUUGUCUAGGGUCCGUGAUUUGACCCAAAGACUAAACGUUGAAGAUGGCUCCAGGCCAGGUUUCCCCACAAGCAGACUGCUCAGCCAAUUCAACCACGGCACGAAUUUCUUCAACAGACAAGAUCCAUUUACAAGGCAUUCUUCGUUUAACCGCACUCUAAGUCGCGAGGGAAGCGGUGCCGAUAAUAACUCGACGUCGUCUUUCACUAGUCCCUGGCGUCGCAGCGUGAGCCGAGACCUGGCGUCGGACAUCGACAGCGUCAUCGGCGACUCGAACGCCAGCGUCGGCUCUUUGGCGCGGCCACGAGGAGAUGCCACUAUGAAGAAUGAAAACCUUAAUUUAUCAGACCUUGAUUUAAAAAAGCUUAAGUUAUCCGAAGAAGAUGCGUUGGCUCUUUCCUAUCUAACCCCUGGUUUAUCAAAACGCAUUCAGAAGCAGCUUCUCGCUCAGUUGGCGCCUUCAGAAGCGAAAAAAUUGCAUAGGACUUUAUCGUCCCGCGGACCCAAUGAUAAUAACAACCCCUACGAAAAUGUUAGAGACUCUCAGAGGUUCAUAAGAAGAUCUUCUGCUGAUAGACUAUCUUCCACUCUUCCCAGAAGAUAUUCCGUCGAUAAAGACAUGAAAAACGGCAGUUUGGCCGAGAUACACGAAAAACCAGAUGAAAUUCCCGAUUCAUCAUCCAGUAGAAGCAGAUCUUUCCUUCCAAUUAAGUCAUUCUAUAGAGAUCGCACUCCUUACCAUGAUUUCAACGUAAGAUCGUCCAGUAUCGGUGCUGAACCGAAAGGCGAUUCAAAAUUCAUGUACCGCAAACCCACUUACGUCAGGUCGACCUCAGUAAACCCCAGAUUUUCUUACGGGUACAAACCGGAAACCCCAGAUUCGAGUAUAUCGGAAAGCGUGGAAUCCUCAUCCUACAAAAACACUGACAGCAUAAGCGAAUUAAGUUCGGCACCGUCUAAAUCCUACUCGAGAUAUUCGGAACCGUAUUUCAACACUGCAAAGACUGAAAUUAAAAAACCGUCCACUAGAAAGGUAUCGAGGUUUUUGCGGCCUGAUUUCUACGAUACACAAAGUCAAACUCAAAACAACGAAAACUUUACCAUAAAAGCCAAGAGCGAAAAAGAACUGGAAACGCAGAAAGUACUAAAGGAGAUACGGGAUAAACGUAAGAGCAGACUUACCGCACGCAGGGAAAGAUCUCAGUCAAAGGAGAAGGAAGACAUCCAUGCGGAAGUUAAUAAAUUUUUAGAAGCCAAGAACGAGAUCAAAGAAACGAAAGAAUUAUUGAACAAUGUGUCGGAUAAUAUUAAAAACUUGGAAAGUACAGUGAAUAAUAAUAUUAAUGGUGAUAUUGCUCAUAUUUACAACAAUUUACCAGCCCCUAAUAAUAUUAACGUGAAUGGUAUUAACCACGAUUACGUUAACAUGACUACUACUACUCCUACUACUAACACUAAUAACAAUGAUAUUGUUAAUGCCGCUGAAAAUACGGAAGCUCAACCUAUACACGAUUAUGUAAACGUAAAAGCUCCAGAAGUGGUAAAAAAAGAAACUAAAUCUAAAAUAGCCCGCCCCAAAAGCUACCCAGCUGAAAAAGAUAAGGAAAUAACGCCAGAGAAAGAAUCUAAAAUAAGUCGACUCAAAAAAGGCCUAACGCGACAGUCGUCAAAAGAAAAGGAACUCAAAGAAGAUAACAAAAAACCUAAAGAUGAAGAAAAGGGUAGCAAAAACAAACUACUUCAAUCCAUAGAGAAAAAGCUGGAGAAAUUCCGCAGCAGUAACAUUGCAGCAACCAAAGAUCCUGAAGAAGUAAAAGUGCUGCAAGAGAAAAAGUCUAGCGUCGAAAGCGCUAUAAAAAGAUUGAGAGAACAAAGUCUGCCCAGAAAUAUCGAACACUGCACUGAGUCCGGUUUAAUAAAACGUGCUGUAUCAGUGGAGGAAAUGCCUAAUAACAAUAAUAAACCAUUACAAGCGUCCAGAAAGUCUGUUACGAAAAUUCUAGGACUGUUUAAGAAGUAUGAAGAGCAAGAUAGUAAAAAGAAAGUUGUCAAAAAGGAGAAGGAGAAAUCGAAAAAAGUAGAGAGUAACGAGGAUCGGACUGUGAUUAAUAAUAAUAGUAAUAAUGAUGUAGUCAAUUUAAACGCGAGUGAAAGCAAUAAUAAUACGAAUUCUAGUCAAUCAGAGAACAGCGUCAAUAAUAACACGGAGAAGAAAGAACGUCCUAGGUCGCUAAUGUUUGAUAGAGUGAGACACUACAACGGUUCAAGAUCGGAUAGUGUAAAUCUGAACGAUAAAGAUGUUAAAGGAAAAUCAAAAUUACCAGUAAACAAUAUUAACAGACGUAGUUUGAAUCUUGAUAACCUCCCAGAACCUCCAAAGUUCUAUAAAAACCCCACAGAAUACAAACCAGAUAGAAACAAAUUACGUCUGGAUUUAUCUAGCAAAUCUGCAGCUGCUUUGGAGUCGUACCCGAGUACAAGUAGCACUGAAACUUACAGGGACAGUUCGGCAUUUUUAUCGCCUAAUGACGACGCUAGCGAUUCUUGGUCUGUAUGUUCCGAUUACCAUCCCCCAGAUUUUCAUUCGCCUCUAUCACCAAACGGUCACAUGUACUCAGGGGAUGAAAACGAAUCUGUCAUUGAUAGAAUCCGCAGGAAAAGUUUCUACACGCGUUUUAACGAGAACAAGCGCAUACGCAAACCCAGCCUAACCAGAAACUACAACGAUUUGGAUCUAAACCUAAAAUCCCCUACAGACUACAGUUCACUUGAUCGCAGAUCCCUGCGGAACCCCGUGACCAGGAGGUCGACUUCCUACGUUUCGUCGCUGCAACCACCACAGAUGACCUAUCAGAGGAGCUCGUCCUUGUUGAAUGAUUAUGUUAACGUUCCGAAUCGGUAUCAGACCUACAACUCGAAAAUCGCUAGGCCUGCUACGGCUUUGUACGCCGACCAAGACGACUCAACAUUGGAUGAUUAUUUGACAACUGCUAAAUCCAGAAAAUUCAGUUCCCCCCUUCAGCCAUCCAGAUUAAGUAGAACAUCAGUUUCUCCCAGCCAACGUUACACAACCCCUGUAGAUCGAAACCGUUCUUCCAUGACGUCACCAAACAAAUCGGACUUAGUUUAAUAUUGUCAACACUGUACAAAUACUCCCCCAUACCUGACCCUACCUAUUUACUUCUUAUCCUAGUGGUUCAAAAUAAUUUUGGAUUUUUUCUCUCAUUUUGUAUACCCCCAUGUCUUUUGAAUUAAGGUUUUACAAAGCUUUAUAUUAAUUUAUUGUAUUUACCUUUUUAGAGGUAGUUCUUUUAGAUUUGUUUUUAGGACCAAAUGGUUCUAUGAACGAUAUUAUGUAGAGAUAUGUAUUAUUUGUAUGUAAAUGUUGUUUGCUUUUUUUAAUUAUUUAUUUCGAUUUUUUUCAGUUUUUGUUUGACGAGU